Molecule: messenger RNA, 1290 nt
Organism: Arctia plantaginis
Lineage: Eukaryota; Metazoa; Arthropoda; Insecta; Lepidoptera; Erebidae
Source: the annotation of a GenBank genome assembly
AUGACGUGCUACGAAACGUUGAGAGCUCCGGCACCCGCCGCGGACGCCCCCAUGGCGCACCACUUUGUCAAGUGGUGGCGCAACAAGUUUAGAAAUGGAUACAAGAAAUUUAGCAUUGGAACGGAGGGUGAGCGGACAGACACGGAAGAGCUUAUGGGGCGUGCAGUAUCUCAGUGCUCGGCCCCACCGGACUUGUUGCCCAGCGAAGCUCGUGCACUGCUUCGGCCAAAUACACCUCCAGCGGCAUCGCACCACGUCUCGCACGAACCAGCAUACAAGCCUCCGCAAUCACCCUCACCAGUAGUAGAACACAAUGAAGACAAGCCCAGAUUACGCUUUGAGGAACUGACCUGUGACGUAGAACUGCAACAUCCGGAACCGUCUAAACAACAACCGCUGCAAUUCUCAUUUACUCUUUACGACCUAGACGGACAUGGUCGUAUGACGAAGGAUGAUAUCGCCGGAAUCGUUUCAACAAUAUAUGAAUCAAUUGGAAAAUCAGUGACAGUGCCUCAUUAUGGAUCUAAAACCAUACAAGUCCGCUUAACAGUAGUGCCUGAAGAUGGCAAAUCUAGGAGUCAUAGAGAAAGGCGAGAAGGUCGACGGCGACGACGCAAAGAAUGCUCAUCAAAUGUCACCGCUGCGCCACCAGAGUGUAUAGAUCACAGUGAUGAUGAACAUCGUGAUAGAUUAUCUAACGACGAUGACGUGUCUUCCAAGUCAUCGUGCUCAGGUGACAGACGACCACCCAAAAGGCAAACGACUUACGCACAAAACAGACCCCACCGCCAGUCUCGCAGGGAUCAUCGCGAACGCAAACAUACAAAAAAGCGUUCUGGAAGCUUGCAAAGACGUGAACUAUUGGAAAUUAUUCAAGCCAACAUGGAAAAGAACCACCUGAGCUUUCAAGCCGCGAGAAAGCCCUGUGAACCAAUUGUUAAUGACGAAGAAAUUCCUAAUAAAUAUCAAAAGCAUCGAAAUAGAUCUCACACGAUAAGUGAGAAGCCUGUAAAUACAUUCCAAAAAAUGAAAUCUGAGAUUUCUGGCAACGGAUACCUAGAUCUUGCAGGCGGUGGCGACUCGCAUUUGUGUAGGUACGACCGUUAUCUUCACGCGGUCAUUUGUUCCUCGGCACGUCACGCACACACAGGAUAUCAUCAAAAACAGAAUCAAAUGCUGCGACCGCACCGAACACCUCACGCUCAUCACGCGCGGUCUAGAUCUCACGAUCUACCCACCCAAGCGCAAACGACGCAACAACCAAGAGUAUUACAAAUUAUAUUCUUAUAG